Molecule: messenger RNA, 1347 nt
Organism: Histoplasma mississippiense
Lineage: Eukaryota; Fungi; Ascomycota; Eurotiomycetes; Onygenales; Ajellomycetaceae
Exons: 1
Biological process (GO): sulfate assimilation
Cellular component (GO): sulfite reductase complex (NADPH)
Molecular function (GO): sulfite reductase (ferredoxin) activity; iron-sulfur cluster binding; FMN binding
Source: RefSeq, a predicted model, not a curated record
AGCGACUUGGCCCCUGAGCAUCUUGCAGGAAACGAAAAAAAGCAGGUUGACCUGGGAUAUUGGCCGCUGUAUAGAUGGAACCCGAUAAAUGCGGAGAGAGGAGAAUCCAAUUUCGCCCUCGAUUCCGAGAGGAUCAAGCGAGAGCUGGAGGGAUUUCUUCGUCGGGACAACCAACUCACCCAGCUGAUGAAGCGACAUCCCCGGUUCUCGGCUAGCUUGUCAGAAUCUUAUGGGACGGAAGUCCGGGCUCUGCAAAAGCGAGCUGCUAAGGACUCCUAUGACAAACUUCUGGAGGGUCUCUUUGGCGCACCUCUGACUAUUUUGUUCGCGUCUGACAAUGGUAACGCCGAGAACUUGGCUAAGAGGCUAGCUAAUCGCGGAAAGGCCCGUGGUCUGAAGACUAUGGUUUUGGCUAUGGAUGACUAUCCCAUCGAAGACCUGGCUACUGAGGAAAAUGUGGCGUUCAUUACCAGCACAGCUGGCCAGGGUGAAUUUCCUCAGAACGGUCGUGCAUUGUGGGAGGUCAUCAAGAACUCUGGGGACCUCGAUCUCUCUUCCAUUCACUACUCAGUUUUCUCAUUGGGAGACAGUCACUACUGGCCUCGAAGAGAGGACAAGAUCUACUACAACAAGCCCGGAAAAGAUCUUGACGCUCGUGUAUCAUUCCUUGGCGGUAAGAAAUUGACUGACAUCGGCCUGGGAGAUGACCAGGAUCCCGACGCGUUCCAGACGGGGUAUCAGGAAUGGGAGCCGAGAUUGUGGCGGGCUUUGGGUGUGGACAAGGUCGAGGGACUACCUGAGGAACCGCCACCAUUGACCAACGAGGAUAUGAAAUUACAAUCCAAUUAUUUGCGAGGCACUAUCGCAGAGGGCCUGCGUGAUGAGUCGACUGGUGCAAUCUCCGCAACUGACCAACAGCUUACCAAGUUCCAUGGCACCUAUAUGCAAGACGAUCGCGACGUGAGAGACGAACGCAAGGCUCAGGGAUUGGAACCUGCCUACUCCUUCAUGAUCCGUUGCAGAUUGCCCGGCGGAGUUGCAACGCCAAAACAAUGGCUGCAAAUGGAUGCCAUUAGCAGCGCGCAUGGGAACGAGACGAUGAAACUCACAACACGCCAGACCUUCCAGUUCCAUGGCGUUGUCAAGGGGAAGUUAAGAUCUGCCAUGCAAGCCAUCAACCAGGCCCUGAUGACCACUAUUGCCGCGUGUGGUGAUGUAAACCGCAAUGUAAUGUGCAGCAGCCUUCCGGAGCUGUCGUAUUACCAUAAAGAGGUUCAUGCCAUUUCAAAGCGUAUCAGCGAUCAUUUGAUACCGUCAACGACCGCUUACCAACCAGGAUCUGGCUGA